Molecule: messenger RNA, 927 nt
Organism: Chrysochloris asiatica (Cape golden mole)
Lineage: Eukaryota; Metazoa; Chordata; Mammalia; Afrosoricida; Chrysochloridae
Product: zinc finger protein 42 homolog
Exons: 1
Coding region: 1-927 (308 amino acids)
Biological process (GO): regulation of transcription by RNA polymerase II
Cellular component (GO): transcription regulator complex; PcG protein complex
Molecular function (GO): DNA-binding transcription factor activity, RNA polymerase II-specific; RNA polymerase II cis-regulatory region sequence-specific DNA binding
Source: RefSeq, a predicted model, not a curated record
AUGGAUCAGCAACUAAAGAAAAGACCAAGGAAGAGUUCCCAUAAAGGAAUGGGUGAAAAGGCCCAUACCGGGACUAAGCCAAGCCAAGUUAAGCAAUGCCAAGUGCAGAAGGCAAAGAAAUCUGCUAAUACACCACGGGCCUUACACAAUAAUAAUGUGCACUAUAAGACUAACCUUCAGAAUGUUAGAGAGGAGGAGUCCUUCCCUAACUGUUACUUAGAAUGCGUAAUAAGAGGUGAAUUUUCUGAACCUGUCCUAGAAAGGGACUUACUUUUUAAAUCUUGGGAAUAUCUAAGAGAAGAGUCAGAGCAAGAGCUUGCUCAAAAGGUUCUUGCAGAUAAACCACUGCUUGAAUGUUCUUUAGGAUACAUGGAAAAGGGGGCAAAACAAAAAUUUCCUCAAAACGUUACUAUAGAGGAUCCCCUGAAGUAUUAUUCUGAGUACAUGAUCGGCAAGAAGCUUCCUCCUGGAGGAAUACCUGGUAUUGAUUUAACAGAUCCUAAACAGCUGUCAGAGUUUACUAGGAAGAAGUCUAAAAUGAAUAAAGCAUGUAACCCAGAAAUAAUUGCCUGUCCUCAGAGUGGAUGCACAAGAAAGUUUAGGGAUAAAUCUGCCUUGAGAAAGCAUUUCCUAGUUCAUGGUCCACGAGACCAUGUAUGUGCAGAAUGUGGGAAAGCUUUCUUUGAGAAGUCAAAAUUAAAACGUCAUUUUCUGGUUCACUCUGGAGAGAAGCCGUACCAGUGCACAUUUGAAGGGUGCGGAAAGCGCUUUUCCCUGGACUUCAAUUUGCGUACGCAUGUCCAAAUCCACACUGGGGAGAAACGUUUUUUGUGCCCCUUUCAAGGUUGCAACAAGAAGUGUAUUCAGUCAACUAACCUGAAAGCUCACAUCUUAACUCAUGCGAAGACCCAAAAAAAGAAUCAAUGA